Messenger RNA from Tarenaya hassleriana, 1441 nucleotides. RefSeq names its product NAD-dependent protein deacylase SRT2. Bases 118 to 1233 code for a protein of 371 amino acids. Gene Ontology annotation, molecular function: NAD-dependent protein lysine deacetylase activity; NAD+ binding. The transcript has 11 exons. The record is from RefSeq and is a predicted model, not a curated record. NCBI's taxonomy places the organism in Eukaryota, Viridiplantae, Streptophyta, Magnoliopsida, Brassicales, Cleomaceae.
GCGGAAUUCGAAGAAAAUUUUCUCGUCCGCCAUUGACGGCCGCAUUAGAUCUCCAUUCGGUGUAUGUGACUCUGCCUUUUCUCCCGCCCUCUAUCAUUAGUCACUAUAUUCGAGAAAAUGAUGAGAGUGCUAGCAAGUGUUGCCACAGAUUCAUUUUGGUUGCAUGGUAUGGGCCAUCCAUCAUGGUCCAAGGGAAGAAUGGUCGUAUUGUUUAAGGGCUGCGCUCGGUCUGUGAAAACAGCAUGUCGCAUUUCAGUCCCCGGCAUUUCACUGGGAACUGAAUCUAUAGGACCUCCAAUGUUUCUGAAGGACAAGAAAAUAGUCCCUGAUGCUGAUCCUCCCAACAAGGAAGAUAUCCACAAGUUGUAUCAGCUUUUUGAUCAAAGUUCCAAGCUCACCAUUCUGACAGGAGCUGGGGUCAGCACAGAAUGUGGAAUUCCUGAUUACAGAAGUCCCAAUGGAGCAUACAGUUCUGGUUUCAGGCCGAUUACUCAUCAGGAAUUUGUUCGACAUAGCCGAGCUCGUAGGCGGUAUUGGGCAAGGAGCUAUGCUGGAUGGAGACGUUUCACUGCAGCGCAACCAGGUCCCGCUCAUAUUGCUUUGGCAUCACUAGAAAAGGCGGGUCGAAUAGAUUUUAUGAUUACGCAAAAUGUUGACAGAUUGCAUCAUCAUGCUGGGAGCAAUCCACUUGAAUUACACGGGACAGUAUAUUCUGUUGUUUGUUUAGAUUGUGGUUUCUCUGUCCCUCGAGACUCCUUUCAGGAUCAACUGAAAGCCAUCAAUUCUAAGUGGGCAGAAGCAAUAGAAAAUGUAGACCAUGGAAAUCCAGGAUCAGACAAGAGCUUUGGCAUGAAAGUAAGGCCUGAUGGUGAUAUUGAGAUCGAUGAGAAAUUUUGGGAGGAAGAUUUCCAUAUACCAACAUGCCAAAGAUGUGAUGGAGUGCUAAAGCCUGAUGUCAUCUUCUUCGGAGACAACAUCCCGAAAGAAAGAGCUGACAAGGUGAUGAAAAUUGCAAAAGGCUGCGAUGCAUUUCUUGUACUAGGAUCAUCUUUGAUGACUAUGUCUGCUUUUCGCCUCGUCAGGGCAGCUCACGAAGCAGGAGCCGUGACCGCCAUCGUAAAUAUAGGAGAAACGCGAGCGGAUGACUUUGUGCCUUUGAAAAUCAGAGCUCGGGUCGGUGAGAUAUUGCCAAGGGUGCUUGAUAUGGGAUCUCUCAGUGUCCCAGCCUCUUGAGUUGGUAUUUGUCAAGAGCUAUGGACAAGAAAGAAAUCCAUUGGUUCACAUGCUAAUCUUUUGUCUCCCUUCUUGCUCUAUCAAAAAACUACGGGUGAAUUCACCUUCUCAAAUGUGUGUGUAUAUAUAUUGACUUCUUUCAAAUUUGUACGUGACCUGCCAUGAAGUUCACUUCUACUUAGGCAUCAUAAAAUGUGAAAUUCUUACA